AUGAGUUCUACGGAAUGUAUACUUCAACAGAUAAUUUAUCAAAUGACUCAAGGAGCUCUUCCCUUUAUUUUACUUCUUAUUGGAACAUCUAAUUCGGUGGGGAAUUUGAUAACAUUUACGUCGAAACAAUUGCGAAGUAAUUCAUGUGGAUUUUAUAUUCUUUGUAUGGCAAUAUUCGAACUACUCACUAUUAGUUUUGGUCUUAUUUCUCGCAUUGCCGAUCAAUAUGGCAGUACUCUUGUAAAUCAAAGUCGAAUGUAUUGUAAAAUUCGAAGUUAUUUUGUCUUAUGUUUUCCUACAACAGCUACUUAUCUUCUACUAAUGGCAGCUAUCGAUCGAUAUAUAUCAACAUUUGUUAGUGUCCGAUGUCGCGCAUUUAUUCAACUGAAAGUAGCACAUCGUAUGGCUCCGCUUGUUAUUAUAUUAUGUAUGGUUAUAUGUUCACAUACUCUUAUUUUUUUUGAUCAUCAACCAACAUGUGGACCACAGUUAGGACCAUAUGGAUUGUUUUACAGCGUGUUUUUGAUUGUUAUCGGAGGUGUUUUACCUAAUUUUCUUUUAGUAUUAUUCGGAUUUUGGACAAUUCGAAAUGUGAAAGCAUCACGACGUCGUGUUGUUGCGUUACAAUACUUACAGCAUAAACAAAAGAGAGACGCUCAACUUGUCCUAAUGAUUUUUGCACAAGCUAUUGUCUCCUUUUUACUCAAUUCAACACGAAUGUCAUGUUAUUCCUACCAUUUAUUAACAACUAAUCGCCCGAAUAAUUCUUUUCAACAAACUGUCGAUAACUUCCUAGUUCAAUUUAGCAUUGUUCUUGCAUAUAUAAACUAUUCAGAAUCAUUUUACAUCAAUACUCUUAUGAAAUCAACUACGACAUCAAAAUCAACAACAACAACACCAAUCGCAACAUCAACAAUCACGACAUCAACUACAACAUCAUCAUCAGGAACAACGUCAAUAUCAAUCACCACAUCAAGAACAACAUCGACAGCAUCAUCAGUAACAACCACAUCAGCAGCACCAACGUCAACAACAUCAUCGGCAAUAAUCGAAUCAGCAACCACAUCAAAAACAGCAACAACAUCAACAUCAACAUCAACAUCAACCACUACAUCAAGAACAACAUCAGCAACAACAGUAAUACCACAAUGGACAAUGACAGGAAACAUGAAUGUUGCACGAAAAUUUCACACAGCAUCUAUACUAACAAAUGGGAAAGUAUUAGUUAUUGGUGGAUAUAAUGGUAAUUCUCUAAACAAUACUGAAUUAUAUGAUCCAUCAACAGAAAUCUGGACAAGUAUUGGCAACAUGAAUAUUGCACGAGAGCACCACACUGCAUCUAUACUCACAAAUGGAAUAUUGUUGAUUGCUGGUGGUGAGAAGGAUAAUGAUAUGUAUCUGAACAAUGCAGAACUGUUUUCAUUGCCAUAA
This is a messenger RNA of Adineta steineri, 1431 nucleotides long. The record is from the annotation of a GenBank genome assembly. NCBI's taxonomy places the organism in Eukaryota, Metazoa, Rotifera, Eurotatoria, Adinetida, Adinetidae.